This is a messenger RNA of Colletotrichum destructivum, 2180 nucleotides long. Its product is annotated as Putative acetate transporter GPR1/Ato2/SatP, GPR1/FUN34/YaaH region. The transcript is spliced from 3 exons. Lineage: Eukaryota; Fungi; Ascomycota; Sordariomycetes; Glomerellales; Glomerellaceae. Bases 638 to 1561 code for a protein of 307 amino acids. Gene Ontology annotation, cellular component: plasma membrane. Gene Ontology annotation, molecular function: acetate transmembrane transporter activity. The record is from RefSeq and is a predicted model, not a curated record.
CCCCUCCCCCCGGUCCAGUCUUCUCUGGGCUUUUUAAAGAUCGGCCCUUGACCAGUGUCCGGCUGUGUCCCUCUGGUCCGUACACCACAUACGCGAUCUCGCUUGGCCCACUCCCACUUCAACCUGCAGACGAAACGUCGCCGCCUCCUUGCCUAUUCUCUAUUCCUCCAGUCCUCCUCCUCCUCAACCAUCUUCUUCGUCCACCAUCUCCAGUUCUCCGCGUCGUCCGGCCCACGUAGGCUGCCCAUACCCCAGACCUUGACCUCCUUUGGCAAAGCUACCGACCCGUCAGCCAGCUCCGUUUUACGCUGACCUUUCGAACCCCGGACAUCCUUUUGUCCUGUUUCGAUUCUUCUUGUCUUGACCACUCCCCAUCCUCCCCCCCCACCAUCCCUCUCCUCCCCAUUACCUUUACUUAAAGACGGCUCCCCACCCCUUUCCCCGGAGAGCUUAAAGACGCUCUUCCUCCAUAUCAACUCGUGUGCCAUCUUCCGCGGAAUUUAGACUACUGUCCUCUUCCCUACACGAUACCCCCCUUACCUAGACUCUGUGUUUCUGACCUCGCCUCUUCCCCUACGUCUCUUAUACACGGGAAGAUCACACACGCUCGCACGCAUUCACGCGCAUAAGACACACGAUGGCCACGCACGAGACUCAUAACCACAAUGCCGCCCCCCCAACGGACCUGGAGAAGGAUGUGCACACCUCGGGCGCCGACCACUACAACCACCACAACGGCACCGCCGCCGCCAACGGCGUCCAAAUAAGCCCGAACGCCGCCCACGCACGAACCAACGGGCCCUUCACCCGCAUCGCCGACUACCAGAACAUGACCGAGGGCCAGGCGCAGGCCUUUGGCGGCUCCCUCCAGCCCGGCCUGUGGAAGCCGUACGAGCACCGCAAGUUCGCCAACCCGGCGCCCCUCGGCCUGUCGGCCUUUGCCCUGACGACCUUCGUCCUGUCGUGCGUCAACCUGCAGGCUCGCGGCGUCAAGGCGCCCAACAUCGCCGUGCCGCUGGCCUUUGGCUACGGCGGACUUGUCCAGCUGCUUGCGGGCAUGUGGGAAAUGGCCGUCGGCAACACCUUUGGCGCCACGGCGCUCUCGUCCUACGGCGGCUUCUGGAUCGCCUACGGUAUUCUCCUGACGCCCGCCUGGGGCAUCACCGCCCCGGACGGGCCCUACGCGGCCGACUUCUCGGACCACUACUCGGCCGUCGGCUUCUUCCUGACGGGCUGGUUCAUCUUCACGACGCUGCUGCUCAUCUGCACCCUGCGCUCGACCGUCGUCUUCUUCCUGCUCUUCUUCACCCUCGACCUGGCCUUCCUCUUCCUCGCCUGCGAGAACUACGCCGCCAACAACGGCGCCUUGACGGCCAUGCGCAACCUGCAGAUCUGUGGCGGCACGUUCGGCAUGCUCGCCGCGUUCCUGGCGUGGUACUGCGCCCUGGCGGGUAUCCAAGAUGACAGCAACUCCUUCUUCCAGGUCCCCGUCUUCCACCUCCCGUGGUCCGACAAGGGCAAGGAGCUGCGCAAGGCCAAGAGCAACCGCUCGGUUGCGUAAUGGGGGCGACCUUUUUGUCUCGUUUCAAACAAACUGGUCCUUUGGUUGUCACUAGUUAUCACUAGUUGUGUUUUAUGUGUUGGUUGCGAGGCAGACGCUGCCGCGACAGGAUGAGAGGAUACCCAAACGUGAAUGGUUGUAAUGCCAGCGACGACGCCAUCUUUGCAAGAGCAGAGCGAGGAAGAGGGGGGGAGGGGGGGGGGGGGAUGUGACCAUUGGUUGUGUUUUAUGGUAUUAAUAAUAACAGUGAAUGACACCUUGCGAAGAUUUCGGAGCCUUCCAACAAAUGCGUUCUCUCGAUGGUCUUGACAGUACCAUCAAGGGGUAACUCUCUAAUAUCGAAUCGCGAAUUUGUAUCUCACCCAACUCUGUCAAAUUCGAAUUGCUGCUUUGCCUCGCGUCAACUCAGUAGGGUUCGUCAGCCAUCGCGCAGAACCCUUCUUCAACCACCACGUGCGGCACGUUUCUCGAGGUGACGUCGCAAACCCCCUUGCUGAUGCGGCGGUUUGGAGAUAUGGUCUUGGCGAACGGAACUCUGAUAAAAAUUUAUUCGUUUCUGCCCGGUAGGGCGGCGGCGCUGUCUUGCGCAAUUUCGGGAGAUGUGCUACCUCGUCUUAAU